Messenger RNA from Lonchura striata (white-rumped munia), 477 nucleotides. Lineage: Eukaryota; Metazoa; Chordata; Aves; Passeriformes; Estrildidae. The record is from RefSeq and is a predicted model, not a curated record.
CCGGGGCUCGAUCGCGACAUGGAGCCGGGCCGCGACCCGGUAACGGGCCCGGUGCCGGUAACCGACCCGGCCGCCGACCCCGACGUGGAGCCGCUGCACCGGGGCGGUUUCCGCUGCCGCCUGUGCCAGAUCACCGCGGCCAACCUUCCCAGCCUGCGCUCGCACCUGGCCGGGCGGCGGCACCGGCGGCUCCGGUGGCUCCGGUUCGAGCGGCGCGCGCAGGAGCAGCGGAGCCUCUUCGUCAGCGGCUUCUCCCGCGGCACCGCGCCCGAGCAGCUGCGGCGCCACUUCCGCGCCUUCGGGCCGGUCGCGACAGUCGUCAUGGACAAGGAGAAGGGGCUGUUCGCCAUCGUGGAGCUGCAGGACGCCGCGGGGCGGCAGCGGGCGCUGGAUGAGCCCCGCCACGUCCUGGAGGGGCGGCGGCUGCGGGGACUGGGAGCAACUGGGAGGCACUGGGAGCAUGGGAUGGGGGCAUGA